This is a messenger RNA of Perkinsus marinus ATCC 50983, 351 nucleotides long. RefSeq lists its product as hypothetical. The annotation marks the transcript as partial. NCBI's taxonomy places the organism in Eukaryota, Perkinsozoa, Perkinsida, Perkinsidae. The transcript has a single exon. The record is from RefSeq and is a predicted model, not a curated record.
AAUCGCUAACAUCGGCCCCUAUAAAUUAGACGAUGACUUGCGGACGGUCCAAUGCACGGUAUGCGAUACCCACAAAUGGUCUAUUCCCAGGAAUGAGCGUCCUGGCUUCUUCGAUAGAUUAGGCGUAUUCAGCGUCGGAGAUCCGAUACCCUUUGCAGAAAGGCAACGUGAUCUGAUCGCUUCUCUCAAGGACCAUCUCAAAGUACCGACUCACAAUAGAUGCAUCAGUAUUGGCGAGACGGGCAAAACGCGUACGCGACGGAGCGAGGCUCUGGCGGUGGCUCGCCCUGCUUAUUUCAAUGUUGUCGGAGGUCACAGCCACAGAGAGUCUGAGAGAUUGCUGGCCUUGCU